This is a messenger RNA of Portunus trituberculatus (swimming crab), 6512 nucleotides long. It is a transcript of the gene Past1, whose product is annotated as EH domain-containing protein 3-like. The transcript is spliced from 6 exons. Gene Ontology annotation, biological process: endocytosis; endosomal transport. Gene Ontology annotation, molecular function: GTP binding; protein binding; calcium ion binding. Bases 277 to 1896 code for a protein of 539 amino acids. The record is from RefSeq and is a predicted model, not a curated record. Gene Ontology annotation, cellular component: cytoplasm; plasma membrane. Lineage: Eukaryota; Metazoa; Arthropoda; Malacostraca; Decapoda; Portunidae.
CACACCGUACACACAUGGUGAGGCGCCCGGCGCAGGGUGAGGGUGUGGUGCAGGCUGGGUGUCGGGGUGGCAGCGUGACAGGUAAGGUGACGGGGCUCCCCACUGAGGUAGCUGGCCGGCGCCCCCUCGCCCAAGCGUUCACGGGACGGAUUUGGCCGCGAGGUGGCUGGCAGAGUCGGCGAGGACGGGUGGAGGCGGCUUGGCGGCGGCAGCAGCGUGGCAGUGUGGCCCUCGCCAGUGUCCCUGACGGUCGCUUAUGUUCUCUCGUUCGUCGCCAUGUUUUCGUGGCUCAGUAAGGACGACGCUAAGAAGCGUCAGUUACAAAUGUGCGAGACGGUGCUCGAGGGACUCAAACUUGUCUACAAAAGCAAACUGCUGCCCUUAGAAUCCCACUAUAAAUUUGAGGACUUUCACUCCCCUCCCCUGAGUGACACGGACUUCGAUGCCAAGCCCAUGAUACUGUUGGUGGGGCAGUACUCCACCGGCAAGACCACCUUCAUCAGAUACAUCCUGGAGAAGGACUUCCCGGGCAUCAGGAUCGGGCCGGAGCCGACGACGGACAGCGUGGUGGUGGUGAUGCACAACCAGCGCGAUGGCAUCAUUCCUGGCAACGCGCUAGUCGUCGACCCUAACAAGCCAUUUCGUCCAUUAAGCAAGUAUGGCAACGCCUUCCUAAACCGCUUUCAGUGUUCCUAUGCCAACUCCAACGUGCUCAAGGGCCUCACCAUUGUGGACACUCCCGGCAUUCUGUCAGGGGAGAAGCAGCGUGUUGAUAGGGGCUACGAUUUCCACUCUGUGUUGGAAUGGUUUGCCGAGAGAGUGGACCGCAUUAUCCUGCUGUUUGACGCGCACAAAUUGGAUAUAUCAGAUGAGUUCCGAUGCUUCCUGGAGAGACUGAGGGGUCAGCACGACAAGAUAAGGAUCGUGCUGAACAAAGCAGACAUGAUCGACCAUCAACAGCUGAUGCGAGUGUAUGGGGCGUUGAUGUGGUCGCUGGGCAAGAUUCUCAAUACGCCUGAAGUGGAGAGGGUGUACGUCGGCUCCUUCUGGAAUCAGCCUCUCAGAUACGACAUAAAUAGGACACUGUUUGAGGCAGAGGAGCAGGACCUUUUCACUGACCUCCAGGCUCUGCCCCGCAACGCCGCCCUCAGGAAGCUCAAUGACCUUAUCAAGCGGGCACGGCUGGCUAAGGUUCAUGCGUACAUCAUCUCGGAACUGAAGAAGGAGAUGCCGUCCAUGUUUGGCAGAGAGAACAAGAAGAAGGAACUCAUCAAGGACUUGGCUUCCAUCUAUGAGAAAAUCCAGAGAGAGCACCAGAUAUCACCUGGAGACUUCCCAGAACUCAAGAGAAUGCAGGACCAGCUUCAGCACCAUGACUUCACCAAAUUCAAUGUGAUGAAGCCCAGACUACUAGAGGCGGUGGACAGAAUGUUGGCCGAGGACAUCGCACGCCUCAUGGCCAUGAUUCCUGUGGAGGAGGCGUCAGUCAACAAGGAAGGAGGCAUUGUGCAUGGAGGAGCCUUUGAUGGAGUGAUGAAUGACAACACAGUGUUUGGCUUUGGGCGAGGGGAGGGAGCCGAUGCAGGUGCUGGUGAUCCUGACUGGAUAGUGGCCAAGGACCGCUUUAAGUACGAUCAACUCUUUGACACUCUGAACCCUGUCGACGGCAAAAUCACCGGAUCAUCUGCCAAGCAAGAGAUGUUGAAGUCCAAACUCCCAAACUCAGUGUUGGGGAAGGUGUGGAAGCUGGCUGAUGUGGAUAAGGACGGCAUGCUGGACGCGGAUGAGUUUGCAUUGGCAAUGCACUUGAUAAAUAUUAAGCUUGACGGCAAUGACCUUCCACCUGAGCUGCCACUCCACCUGAUGCCCCCUAGCAAGAGAGGCUUUCAGGCCUAGAGGAGGUGGUGGGACUGGGAGACUGUGGAAAUUUUGUAAGAUUGUCUUCUAUUUCUGGUAUUGUUUGGAAUAUGUUGGGUUAAAAGCAAGGUUAUUAUCAUUAUUAACUAUUACUAGUAACCUUAGGGUACGUUUGUGGAAAUUGAACGACCUGUCAUGUUUUAGAUUUUGUACAUUUUUUCAUGUCUAAUUGUGUGUGUACUUGUGUGUGUGUGUGUGUGUGUGUGUGUGUUUUUGUGUGUGUGCCUGUGUAUGUAUGUGUGUAUGUAUUAAUUUUCCCUUUCUUAUUUAUUUAUUUGAUUUUUUUCAUCAUAAGAAGAUUAUUAUUAUUAUUUGUUUGCUUCAUAUGUUUUGAAAAGAAAAAGUAGGGGAUAGCUUUUUGUAUUAUGGACGAUAGAUUUUGAUUGAAACACUGAUGAUGAUGAUGGUGGUGGUGGUGGUGGCAGUGGGACAGUAGAUAGUGUGUGUGUGUGUGUGUGUGUGUGUGUGUGUGUGUGUGUGUGUGUAUGUAUGUGUGUGUAUGUGUUUGUCCGGGCAGGGUAGGGAGGGAGAGGUGUGCCAGUGUGAGGGGAGGGUGUGGAUGGACUUGCCAAAGGGUAUUGGAUGACUUCUCUUUUCUAUAGAAAAAAAGAAAAAUUUCUGGUUUGCCUGUUUAUGAUAAUUCCAAAAUCUGACAACCAAAAUCUAUACUAGAAGGAUGCUGUUUGAUGUUAAUGUUAGGACAAACAUUAUCAUUAUCAACUGUGGGAUAUUAGAAGUAAAUGGUUAAGACAUUAGUAUAAAUAACAUAAUUCUGAUAAUAAAAACUGAUAAUGUUAAAAUUCUGACAACCUAGAAAAUAUUAAAAACUCAAGUAAUUACUAAAAUAUAACUCUGGGGCACAGUCAUGUCUUAACUGAGCUGACUGCCAACCUUCACUAGCUCUGCCUUGCCAUCCUCCCUCCCUUCUCCCUCCUUACCCCCAAAGUUGUCCCACUCACCCAGACGUUCUGCUCCUUGUAUGGAAGUGUUUUUUGUAAGGCUGGACUUCUUAUUGUUUUGUAUGAAGAUUUUUAUUACAGAUUUUUUGUAGCAUGUAGUUAUAUUAUGAAACACUACUGAAGUUAGUUGAAUCAAUUUUUUGCAUUUUUUUCAGUCAUGCAAAAGCAAAGACCAUGUUCAAAUUCUGCCAUGAAGACAUUUUUCUCUUUCACCGACAUUGAAGGCUCAGCUGAUCUUAUAUCACUUGUCACUUACUAGUUAUUGUGUCAGUUAUUGAACGUAUUGUGUAUUCUCAAGCUUUUUUUUUUUUUUUUUUAUCUUGACUGCUUCUAACAGGCCAGAGUAUAAGCAAUCAGGGUUUUAAGUAGUGCUUUCUGCAUCAUCAGUAGGAAAAUAUCUUGAAAAUCCAAUUAAUUAUCUCAGUUAUCUUGAAAAUAGUCUAUAUGUGAGGUCAAAAGGCUUAAGAAUGCAAGCCUCAGUCACACACAGUUCUUAGCAAUGUUUCAAAGCUUAGUGUGUGCAUGCCAAGUGGUUGCUCUCAAAAACAGUUACAUGUGCUGAUUACUGCCAGGCGAUUGAAUGCAGCACCUUCAACAACAGUAAAACCCUGCCAAAUUUCCUUGUGCAUGUUAUAGAGUGUGGCUGUGACUCAGUACUAGAUUUGAACAUCUCAUCCUCCACUUGUAAAGCUGUUUUGAGUUUCUGAUUUUUCAUUUAAAAAGAAAUUGAGAGAGAGAUUGAUAAAAGGUCAUAUAUAGUAUGACAACCCUUUGACUGAUGAUAACAAAAGUGUGACACUUUGCUUUGAGUAAUCUUUAACUUUUCCUGAGCAAAAAAUGGUCACCAUAAAGGUCUUGAAUCACCUUAUCUCUCCUUUUAUUCUCAAAAUUGCUUUCCAAAACUACAUAUACGUUAAAUUUAUUCAUUAAAUUUGAAGAGGUGUAGCAGUUAAUGGGUUAAUAAACUGGCUAUUACUAAAAGCAACAUCAUUUUACAGCUGUAUCUAUAAUUUCUACUUAAAUUGAAAGAAUACUCUGAGGAAUGCAAAGUGUGUGAUACUGAUGUCUAGUACUGUAUUCAAAACAUUACUGCUCAACUAUUUACAAAGAACAGUGCAAUGUUGCUAUCUACAUACAUUACAUUUUAUUGAAUUUAAAGUUAUGUUUCCCAAGGUGCCUGUGUAUUUUGAAGACUACUGAAUGUUUAAGGAACAUAGUUUCAUGAAGAUUCAGAUUCAGAUACUUUAGAAAAAGGUAUAAAGGUAUGGGCAAAGAAACUUGAAGACAAAGUAACAAGAAGUAAUGUCAAGAUGAGCCUUCCCCCACUGCUGCCUAAAUGUUGCCUGGUUUUGACUCGGUAAUCUUCAUUCAUCAUGUAACUUGAACAUGUUUUGUAAAUGUUAUUUAUUGAUAUGUGAGUGUUUGUUGAAGGAUAAAUAAAGAUGAGCAAUGCUAUAAAAGUUUGCAUGAUAUAUGAAUCUAGAAAGGAACCAAGUACUGUAAGAUGACACAGUGACAGAGAUGCACUUGCAACUCUUCUGAACAUAACACUAAGGGACUGAUGCACUUGUUCACUAUAAUAUGUACUUACAUGACAGCUGUUGAAAGAGCUAAAUAUAUUCAUGCAGACUAAGGGAUAAGAAAGUGAUGACUAGUGUUUGAUUUGCUAAUUAAUGUCAUUUUCACAAGGCUUCAUUUUUUUUUCCAUGCUGUAACUAAACAAGUUAUAAACAAAUGGUGAACUUAAUAUUUGUUGAUUCAUGUUUUUUCUUUAUGUGUAUUUUCAUGCAGAUACCUGGAAAAAAACAAUGGAUAUAGUAGUUAUUCAUUUGGAAUUGUAAGAUAUUUUCUAAAACUUUCUUGUGUGUAGUAACUGAAAGAAAGGGAAGCAAUUGAGUAGUAUUUAUUGACUGAAAUUUUCAUUUGUUUUUAUUCAAUAUAUUCAUGGAGUAACAUGGAAAACAAACUUAACAAGCUUAUUUAUUUUUACACAGAAAAGAAAAAAACUGAAUUAUUAUUCAUUGAUUCUAAACUUUUCAUUCAACUAUUUAUAAUGAACCCAGUCCCCAAGAGGCUAGAAACCUAUACUGCUGAUUGAACGAGUCAGAGAGAAACAAUCAUGCAUGGAGGUGGAGGAGCAUCUAGUCGAGCGCCUGCUGCUCUCUGUCGGAACUCAAUUGUGUGCAGGUGUUACAACAGUGCAGUAUUGCAGGAGCUGUGUUUGCUGAGCUCCACACCACACCAGGCGUUAUAUAUAUGUGUGUGUGUGUGUGUGUAUGUGUGUGUUCUGAAUAGUGUCUGGAUAUCACUACAGGUAUGAGAGUUACCUACUUUCAUGUUUAAGUUGCAAAGCAGUUGAUGACCAAUGUUUGUCUUGUGUGUGUUUGUGUGUUGCCUGUCUUACAAGACUUAAUUUUGCAAAUGUGACUAUGUUUGUAGCUUCUGUGUGUGUGUGUGUGUGUGUGUGUGUGUGUGUGUGUGUGUGUGUGUGUGUGUGGAAACUUAGCAAAGGCUGCUCAGCAAAUAGUGCCUGUAGCCAGUAACUCUUAAAUAAGCUAAUUAUAUAAUGAUAAUAAUGAUCACGCAAGUGCCGCAUCUUUUCCUGUGCAAGUUAUUUUCUAUCGAGUAGAUUUCAGAUCAUGGUAAUUAAGCUUUGGAAGUCCUACAUACAUGUCAUGAAUGUCUCAUAUUGGGAGGAUUUAUACUUUGAUUUUCUGCAAGAGCUUUGAGAGGGUGCUACUUGUAUCAUACACUGAGCUUCUUGAUUUAACCUUUUUUUUUUUUUUUUUUUUUUUUUUUCCGCCACAGCUGAUGUACGGAGGAGGAGGAGAAAGUUUCAUUCCAUCAUGUCUAUUGUAGUUUCUUUCCUCAAUCCUGCACUGAGCAGUAGAAACGGACAUGAAUAUCUUUUUGAUUGUUUGGUACCACCACAGAUUUGGGCUGUUAUCUGUCUGUAGGUGGACACUCAAGCUGUAUUCUAUUGUGGAAGGCAAAUACUGCAUUGAAAAAUACACCAAGAUAAACAACAAUGCUUUGCAAGUCAGGUCUAUUGCAGAAUAUUAUGAGGACAAGUCUUUCAUCAAGGUGUUUUAAUUUUUAUUUUUCAAUUUCUUUUCUCUCCAAGAAAUGUUUAAUUGACACAAGGUAUACUACAGCCAGUAUUUAAUUGAUACUGCAGCCUGCAUUAUAUAGUGAGGUGAGGAGGAGGAGGUGGAGGUGGUGUGCUGCUGGGAAUGAUGCAUAGGAAGUUUGUUUUGUUUAUCUUCCUGGCAGAGGCUCAAAACAGACUGCAGAGAUUGGCUAUGAUGAAGCUCAUCUGAGUGGCAGAUGUUCCUCAUUAUUCAGGCUCGUGCAGGCCUCAAGACAGGUAGUGUGCUCACUGUUAUUUUCAUUACAGCUGUAUAUUGAUUGUAAAUAUGGAUAUAUUACAUAUCUUCAGUUUGACAGAAAAAAAAAAAGUAUAAUUGGCAUUAUCAGUCAACAGUGUUGCCAAGGUAUUCAGAGAACCAAAGAUUUGAUUUCUGUGUCUAUUCAAGUAAUAUUUCAGAUAUUUUAUUGAAUCUAUGUUAGCUAUCUAAAUGGACAAAAGUGUAUAGCUUAUAAGUAUAUUCCUUUAUAAAUAAAUUAUCGAAGAUU